AUGUGCUUGAGAGUUCAAUGCGCAGUCCCCCCUUCCCAUGAGCGCAUCUACAACCCCACCCUGAACAGGAAGGGGGGACUGCGCAUUGAACUCUCAAGCACAUGGGACCCCGCCCUGCCACAGCCCAAGGGACAACGGGAAACCCUGUGCUACAAGUUCGGCAAGACCCUGUCCAAGUCUGACACUUACAAACAAUGGUUACCUCAACAAAGGGGCAAAGUCAGCGGGAGGGUUACCAGACAAAGUCACAAAUACGACCCAUUGCCAGCACUAACUGACAAGACGUCGGAGGGUGGUCUAAGCAAACGGCUGAGGACCGCCUUGAACAUUGUCCGAGGUCUGUGUAAAAAGCUGUGGACCGCCUUAACCAUUGUCCUAGUUGUGGUUGUCAUCAUUCUACAGUCAUACUUUGCAGGCCUUCCCGGAGAAAAGUGGUCCAUGGGGCCAGCUGGCUCUGUGUCUGCCGGGCCUACUGGGCCACCUGGGCCUCCAGGAGGAAAAGGACCGAUGGGACCACCUGGUCCUCCUGGCCAAAAUGGAACCUCGAUGUGUCCAAAAGUUGUCGAACCACCGAAAUAUCCUCAAAGUUCAGCCCCAAUCGAAUUGAAUAAAGCAUCUUGUCCUGAAGGUCACACCAUGUUCCGUGAAACCUGCUACAAGGCGUAUAACACCCUGGGAAGCUACGGUGACUCAAUUUUGCACUGUCGGCUGGACGGCGGCAUCCUUGCGAUGCCCAGAGAUGCUGCUACAGACGACUUCCUCAUCUCUCUCAAGAACUCCUGGAUUCGUCCUGGAGCCGGCCAAAUGAACUCCUGGAUUGAUCUCCAUGAUCGAUACAAAGAAGGAAGCUUCGAGUGGAUCGAUGGUACUGCACUUGGGAGCUUCAGUCUAUGGCGUCAUGGAGAACCAAAUAAUCUUUUAAAUGUGGAAGAUUGCGUCCAAUACUUGGAAGACAAGUGGAAUGACAGUGACUCUAACACUCUGCGUCUCUUCAUAUGCCAAGUGGCACCAGGACGUCCAUAAGCGACAGGCCGAGCUCUCAUCACCUGUGUUAAACAGCAGUGACGUUCAAGAAGUCAGUGGUAAAAUACAAG
Branchiostoma belcheri (Belcher's lancelet) is the source of this 1094-nucleotide messenger RNA. Its product is annotated as collectin-11-like. The record is from RefSeq and is a predicted model, not a curated record. NCBI's taxonomy places the organism in Eukaryota, Metazoa, Chordata, Leptocardii, Amphioxiformes, Branchiostomatidae. Bases 1 to 1023 code for a protein of 340 amino acids. The transcript is spliced from 6 exons.